Molecule: messenger RNA, 513 nt
Organism: Populus nigra (black poplar)
Lineage: Eukaryota; Viridiplantae; Streptophyta; Magnoliopsida; Malpighiales; Salicaceae
Product: benzyl alcohol O-benzoyltransferase-like
Exons: 2
Coding region: 1-513 (170 amino acids)
Molecular function (GO): acyltransferase activity, transferring groups other than amino-acyl groups
Source: RefSeq, a predicted model, not a curated record
AUGACAAAAUCAUAUGACCGUCGAAGGGGAGCUGAUGUUCCUUCAAUUCUUCCUGCGUGCGAAAGGGAUAUCCUCAAUGCUAGGCUUACACCCCGCGUUACAUGCACACACAAUGAAGACGUUGAUGAUGAAGAUGAUGCCGAAGAUAACAUCCGCCAGUUCGAUGGCGUGGCCCAUCGCCGUUUCUUUAUUAGCCCCAAAGAACUAUCCAACCUCGGCACAAUGAUUCCUUCUCUUUUAAGUCGUUGUACAGCCCUUGAAGUAUUGAGUGCAUGCGCGUGGAGAUGCUAUACUAUAGCAUCUAGAUCAAAUCCCAAGGCAAAGGAAAAAGGUAGCUCUAACAAGUUAACAACUGUUGGUGAGCUUUGUCAAAACCCAUUGGGGUAUGCCCUAGAGUUGAUCAGGGAUACCAAGGCUGUAGUAACUGAGGAAUACAUGAGAUCUUUGGCAGAUCUAAUGGUGAUCAAGCGCCAGCCUAAAGGAUUGGAGUUGUGUCAGAUGUUAGAAGAAUAG